Molecule: messenger RNA, 1998 nt
Organism: Hypanus sabinus (Atlantic stingray)
Lineage: Eukaryota; Metazoa; Chordata; Chondrichthyes; Myliobatiformes; Dasyatidae
Product: proton-coupled zinc antiporter SLC30A2-like
Exons: 8
Coding region: 181-1533 (450 amino acids)
Biological process (GO): zinc ion transmembrane transport; response to zinc ion
Cellular component (GO): plasma membrane
Molecular function (GO): zinc ion transmembrane transporter activity
Source: RefSeq, a predicted model, not a curated record
CUUUUUGAUAAUAAUUCUUGUGAAAGCAUUUGGGAUUUUUUUUUAAUUUUAAAGGUUCGCCCUUGUCCCACGGAACCCCGGUACUAGCGAGCCGGGAGCAGUGUUAGUUUAGGACCUUCUCCACACGGACUGAAGAAUUGCGGGGUUUUCAUCUUUUGUCCCAAAAGCGCCCAGUGAAAAAUGAUCGCAAAGUUUCUGAGCAGAUUUGCGCCCGAGUGCAAAGGGCGCUCUGGAGAGCCGGGCGAAGUUCUUCCACACGAUGCAAACUUGUUAAAGGUGCUCGUCUUUCUCCCGGUCAUCCUGACGUCCCGAGGAGCUUCCACAUCCCCGAUUUUGAAAGUGGGAUUAGGAAUUUUUUCACCAUUUUACUCGAUGGAGCUUAAAUCGAGGGAGGACAUGAGCGAGACUCUGCCGCUUCUGAAGGAAUUAUCUCCCCAGCGACCCUGUUCAUCCGGAGGGGCUUCGUCCUACGUGCUGUACGGUAGCCUGCCAUGUGCAGACGUUACAACGAGAAAGCUGGAACUUUGGCACUGUCACCCUCAUCAGCUGUCUGGAAAACACAGGCUUGUGGAUCAGCAGAUAGCUCGUCAGAGGCUAUAUGUGGCUUCUGUUGUCUGCUUCGUAUUUAUAAUUGCUGAAGUGAUAGGUGGAUACAUGGCUCGGAGCCUGGCUGUCAUGACUGAUGCUGCUCACCUCUUGACCGAUUUAGCCUCUAUGCUCCUUAGCCUGUUUGCACUGUGGCUUUCUUCACGACCUGCAACAAAAACCAUGAACUUUGGUUGGUACCGUUCAGAGAUUCUAGGGGCUCUGUUCUCUGUGCUAUCCAUCUGGUUGGUAACCGGAGUACUGGUGUACCUGGCAACAGAGCGACUCAUUUCCAAGGAGUAUGACGUUGAUGGGGCAGUGAUGCUGGUCACCUCAGGAUGUGCUGUUGGCAUCAACAUUUUAAUGGCCAUCAUCCUUCAUCAGUCUGGUCACAACCACAGCCAUGGGCAUACGAGAUCACAUGACCUAGAAUCCAACCCCCAGGGGUUAAAGGUCAGCGCCCGGACAAACCCCAGUGUACGAGCAGCCUUCAUCCACGUAGUGGGAGACUUGUUGCAGAGUUUUGGGGUUUUGAUUGCUGCUUACAUCAUCUAUUUUGAGCCUGAAUAUAAAGCUAUCGACCCUAUCUGUACCUUCCUCUUCUCCUUAUUGGUUCUUGGCACUACCUUCUCCAUCCUGAGAGAUGUCCUUCGUGUAUUGAUGGAAGGUACUCCGACAGGAAUGGAUUUUAGCCACGUAAAAGAGACUCUCCUGUUAAUCGAUGGAGUGAAAGCGGUGCACAGUCUCCAUAUCUGGGCACUGACCAUGAACCAGCUGGUUUUAUCGGUUCACAUUGCCACCAAUGAAGAGGCGAAUGCACAGGUUAUUUUGGCUGAAGCUAACCAAGUGCUCCAAAGCAAGUUUGAUUUCCACUCGAUCACUAUUCAGAUAGAGAGCUACUCUGAUGAUAUGAUCAACUGCAGGGAAUGCCAGGAGCCGAGAGACUAGCAGCCCGCUGCUUGGAAUCCCACCAGUAUGUCUGAUAGAGUCGCCUUCUCUGACCACAUGUGGAAAAGUUGCAUGGGGGCGAGAGGAUGUGAAAGGUUUUCACCACACACAUCACCCAAAUACCAUGUUUGCAUGUUCAAGGGUUAGGCUCUUGUAAACAAAGGGCAGCUAUAAACAAAAAUGUGAAAUUAUUUGAGUGAGAACAUCAAUAUUUGGUGAGGUGGCACUAGAAGGGAUAAACCCAAAAAUGUGCUCAUGUCCUUUGGGGAAAUGGAAUUAAGCUACACCACGUGGAUAUACAGUAUGUUUUGUGCAUCAUGGCAAAGUGACCACAUUAAAGGGAGAUUAAUACUGCCACUUUCUAAAGGUUAUUGUUAAUAUUCAAUGUUGGGAUCAAACUGCUUAUUCAUAUGAGACCUCUUCAUGUAAGUUUUUGCUUAAAAAUAAACAUUUUCAAAAUUUGUA